Salvia splendens (bonfire salvia) is the source of this 1044-nucleotide messenger RNA. RefSeq names its product WAT1-related protein At2g37450. Gene Ontology annotation, molecular function: transmembrane transporter activity. The transcript has 6 exons. Gene Ontology annotation, cellular component: membrane. NCBI's taxonomy places the organism in Eukaryota, Viridiplantae, Streptophyta, Magnoliopsida, Lamiales, Lamiaceae. The record is from RefSeq and is a predicted model, not a curated record. The coding region runs from base 1 to 1044 and encodes 347 amino acids.
AUGGAUUGGCAGAAAGUGAAGCCAUACGUGUGUGUAAUAAUCGUACAAUUCGCUAACGCAGGUUUUACCGUAGUCGCCAAAGCUGCUCUAAACCGAGGAAGCAGCCAUUUCACAUUUUCAGUUUACAGAAACGCUUUCGCAGCGGCCAUCUUCCUCCCUUUAGGCUUCUUUCUUGAAAGCCCGGUAAUCGGUCAGAACACCUUCUACGCCUGCCUCAAAUACUCAUCACCUACUUUCACCUCAGCCAUUUGUAAUCUUAGGCCUGCUAUGAUUUUUCUACUUGCUUGGAUUUUGGGGAUUGAGAAGGCGAAGUGGAAAGACAAUGGCAAUCGCGCGAAGAUUGUGGGAACGUUGAUCACUGUAGGCGGAGCGAUGAUGGUAACCUUCAUGAGAGGGCGAGCCAUAGAGUUGCCGUGGAUGCAUAAGUCCAACCAUGCCGCCACUGGAAAGGAGGGCGAAGAUCCGAUAAAAGGAGCUGUGUUGAUCACUGCCAGCUGUUUAUGCUUCGACGAUCCUAACAUAUGCUACUCCGCCUACUACAUUCUUCAGGCAAUCACAUUGAAGGUGUAUCCAACCGGAGUUUCCCUCACAGCGGCCACCUGCACGAUCGGAGCAGUGGUCGGAACUGCGCUCACUUUGGGUGUAGAGAAGGGCAAUACCGCCAUUUGGGCUUUGGGAUGGGACGCUAAGCUCUUGGCUUAUGUUUAUGGAGGAAUAUUCAAUUCUGGAAUGGGUUUUUAUCUUGCUGGAGUGGUGAUAAAUGCUAAAGGGCCAGUUUUCGUGACAGCAUUCAAUCCUUUGAACUUGAUCAUCGUCGCAAUUUUGAGUUCUUUCAUUUUUGCGGAGCAAAUGAGAGUUGGAAUGGCUAGGGGAGCUGUGGUGACUGUUGUUGGGUUGUACAUGGUGAUAUGGGGUAAAAAAAAGGAUCAUAAAGAGGCAGAAAAGAAUCAGCUGCCACAGUUACACAAUAAAUCAUCAUCAAGCAUCAAGGCCUCAUCAACUGCCAGAUCAGAUGAACCAACAUCAUCCCCUAAUGUUGUUUAG